UGAAAAAGCCAACUUUAUUGUUCCUCAGCCCCACCUCCCGGCGCGGCGCGCGGCCUCAGGAUGCACUGAGGCUGAGCGGAGGGAGGCGGCGGCGGGUCGCGGUCCCUCUUCUCUGAGCGCCCGGCCGGAGGUGGGGGGGAGUCACGAUGUCUGGGAGCCGCCAGGCCGGGUCGGGCUCCGCCGGGACCAGCCCUGGCUCCUCGGCGGCCUCCUCGGUGACUUCCGCCUCCUCGUCCUUGUCCUCUUCCCCGUCGCCCCCUUCCGCGGCGGCCGCGGCGGCGGCGUCCGGCGGGGCGGCCCAGGCCGCGGGCUCGGGCGGCCUCGGGGGCCCGGCGCGGCCUGUGCUGGUGGCGGCCGCCGUGUCCGGCAGCGGCGGCGGGGCGGUGUCCGCCGGCCAGUCUCGGCUCAGCUGCGCGGCCAGGCCCAGCGCCGGCGUAGGAGGGAGCAGCUCCAGCCUCGGCAGCGGCAGCAGGAAGCGACCUCUGCUUCCCCCGCUGUGCAACGGGCUCAUCAACUCCUACGAGGACAAAAGCAACGACUUCGUGUGCCCUAUCUGCUUUGAUAUGAUUGAGGAAGCAUACAUGACGAAAUGUGGCCACAGCUUUUGCUACAAGUGUAUUCAUCAGAGUUUGGAGGAUAAUAAUAGAUGUCCCAAGUGUAACUAUGUUGUGGAUAAUAUUGACCAUCUGUAUCCUAAUUUCUUGGUGAAUGAGCUCAUUCUCAAACAGAACCAAAGAUUUGAGGAAAAGAGGUUCAAAUUGGACCACUCAGUGAGUAGUACCAAUGGCCACAGGUGGCAAAUAUUUCAGGAUUUGUUGGGAACUGACCAAGAUAACCUUGAUUUGGCUAAUGUCAACCUCAUGUUGGAAUUACUAGUGCAGAAGAAGAAACAGCUGGAAGCAGAAUCACAUGCAGCCCAACUACAGAUCCUUAUGGAAUUCCUCAAGGUUGCAAGAAGAAAUAAGAGAGAGCAACUGGAACAGAUCCAGAAGGAGCUGAGUGUUUUGGAAGAGGAUAUUAAAAGAGUGGAAGAAAUGAGCGGCUUGUACUCUCCUGUCAGUGAGGAUAGCACAGUGCCUCAAUUUGAAGCUCCUUCUCCAUCACACAGUAGUAUUAUUGAUUCCACAGAAUUCAACCAACCUCCUGGUUUCAGUGGCAGUUCUCAGACAAAGAAACAGCCUUGGUAUAACAGCACGUUAGCAUCAAGAAGAAAACGGCUUACUGCUCAUUUUGAAGACUUGGAACAAUGUUACUUUUCUACAAGGAUGUCUCGUAUUUCAGAUGAUAGUCGAACUGCAAGCCAGUUGGAUGAAUUUCAGGAAUGCUUGUCUAAGUUUACCCGAUAUAAUUCAGUACGACCUUUGGCUACGUUGUCCUAUGCUAGUGAUCUCUAUAAUGGUUCCAGCAUAGUCUCUAGUAUUGAAUUUGACCGGGAUUGUGACUAUUUUGCAAUUGCUGGAGUUACAAAGAAGAUUAAGGUCUAUGAAUAUGGCACAGUCAUUCAAGAUGCCGUGGAUAUUCACUACCCUGAAAAUGAAAUGACCUGCAAUUCCAAAAUCAGCUGUAUCAGUUGGAGUAGUUACCAUAAGAAUCUGUUAGCCAGCAGUGAUUAUGAAGGCACUGUCAUCCUAUGGGAUGGAUUCACAGGACAGAGGUCAAAGGUCUAUCAGGAACAUGAGAAAAGGUGUUGGAGUGUUGACUUUAAUUUGAUGGAUCCUAAACUCUUGGCUUCAGGUUCUGAUGAUGCAAAAGUGAAGCUAUGGUCUACCAACCUAGACAACUCAGUGGCAAGCAUUGAGGCGAAGGCUAACGUGUGCUGUGUUAAAUUCAGCCCCUCUUCUAGAUACCAUUUGGCUUUCGGCUGUGCAGAUCACUGUGUCCACUACUAUGAUCUUCGUAACACUAAACAGCCAAUCAUGGUAUUCAAAGGACACCGAAAAGCAGUGUCUUAUGCAAAGUUUGUGAGUGGUGAGGAAAUUGUCUCUGCCUCAACAGACAGCCAACUAAAACUGUGGAAUGUAGGGAAACCAUACUGUCUACGUUCCUUCAAGGGUCACAUCAAUGAAAAAAACUUCGUAGGCCUCGCUUCCAAUGGCGACUAUAUAGCUUGUGGAAGCGAGAACAACUCUCUUUACCUGUACUAUAAAGGACUUUCUAAGACUUUGCUAACUUUUAAGUUUGAUACGGUCAAAAGUGUUCUGGAUAAAGACCGAAAAGAAGAUGAUACCAAUGAAUUUGUUAGUGCUGUGUGCUGGAGGGCAUUGCCAGAUGGGCUGGAUGAUUUAUAACACUUUAGAAAAUUUUCCUGACUGGAAGAGGGCCAAUGUGAAUGAACUCUUGUCUUGGGCGUGGAAGGAAAGAAGAUUCUGAGCGUGGACCCUGACUUCCAGGAAGACUGUGGCUCACAUCUCCUAAGUGCUCCACUCUUCCCUUAGUGUCCAGACUAGAGUGGGGUGGGAAAGUAGAAAAGAGAGGAAUCAAGAAGGUGGUGGAAAACUGAAGCAAAGCUGUAAUUUAUUUAUUCUCUAAGUAAAUUUCAUUAAGUGUAAAUAUUCCUUAACCUUAAUGUCCACUACUGUAUGGACAGCUUCUGUGAAAACAUUUGUUGCAUUAGGUAUUUUACGGUGAAUAUUGUAAUGCAGUCAACAAAAUAUCAUUUAGCAGGUCUGCUAAUCAACAUUUUAAAUAUAUCAUUAUUGUUAAUUUUUAUGUACUGUAAUGGAAUUUGACCUACAUUAGAAUGGUUUUUACAAUUUUUCUCAUUAAACAAUUUUUUUGAAAUAGUGUUUGUCCUUCUAAAGUAUGCCAAUUUUGAAACAUAGAAUUGACAGAAAUCUUUAAGCUACUUGGUUUUUUUUGUUUGUUUUACCUUGUAUAAGAGAAAAAAAAUAUUAAUUUGAGAGUGCAUUCUGAAUUAUGCCAUUAACCUAUAAAUUAAAACCUAUAAUUUAAAAAAUAAAAGGGGUGCCUGGGUGGCUCAGUUGGUUGAGCAUAUGACUUUGGCUCAGGUCGUGAUCUCACAGUUUGUAAGUUCGAGCCCUCCAUCUGGCUCGGUGCUGUCAGCACAGAGCCUGCUUCGGAUCCUCUGCCCCCCCACCCCCAACCCCUCCCCUGCUCACGCUCUCUCAAAAAUAAAUAAACAUGAAAAAAUAUGUAUAUGAAUAAUUUUUUCAGUAAUACCCCACCACACUUAAAAUUGUCUAAAAUAUUUUGAGAUGGGAAGAGAUUAACUUUGGUUUCUAAGUGUUUAUCUUUGGAUAGUUCCUACCAAAUUUCUAUAUUAGAAGUAGUAGAAGGCCAGAGAGUGAAUAUUGAAUAUCAUUUCCUUGACUUAAAAGUUUUUAAUGAACACUACUUAAGUUGGUUUUAUAUGCUAAAAUGUAUGUAUGAAAUACCAUGAUUAUUUAUUUUCUAGUUGAAUAUUUUACUUAGUUAUUACUCAAAGCAGAAUGAGCCAAGGACAGGAAUCGUUUAAGAGAAAAGUGUUUCCUGCUAAUUCAAACUUGCAUACUAUCUGAGGAAAAGAAAUAUAUGCUUGUAUUUUACUUCUCUAGUCUCACAUUAAUUCCUGUUGUUCUCAUGACAGCUCUCUGUUGAUGUGAUCACUCCAGGGUUUUGUGCGUUUCAGAUCUCCCUUAUUUCCACUAUUUCUUAAAUCCCAUUUUAUGUAUUUUUUUCAAAUAAACUAUCAGAAGUUGGCGUUGGUAUUUCCGGGAUGGGAGAAAGUUAUUACUGCUGAACAUAGAAAUAAUUUGAUUAUAUAGAUUAAAGAAAAGUCAAUCUAUUAUAAUUACUGUAAAGAAGCUAUUUCAUUUUGGGGCUAUGUUUAUUAGUCUUGUUUUACUCUAGAUAAGAUGAACUUGGAUAAAAGAUUCUU
This is a messenger RNA of Acinonyx jubatus (cheetah), 3877 nucleotides long. It is a transcript of the gene COP1, whose product is annotated as COP1 E3 ubiquitin ligase. Gene Ontology annotation, molecular function: ubiquitin protein ligase activity; protein binding. Gene Ontology annotation, biological process: proteasome-mediated ubiquitin-dependent protein catabolic process. The record is from RefSeq and is a predicted model, not a curated record. The coding region runs from base 147 to 2288 and encodes 713 amino acids. Lineage: Eukaryota; Metazoa; Chordata; Mammalia; Carnivora; Felidae. The transcript is spliced from 19 exons.